AGAUGACCAAAGCAGACUCUAGCAUUGAAUGUUUCAUGCUACACACUAGUUUGAUUGUUUUGGUUAAGCGUUUAACAUCUCCAGCAAUAUGUUUAGAUUUAUGAUUGGUACUCUCUUGGUAACGUUCACACUUGGAGCACCUCAGUUUGAUGAUGGUCGUGUCCUGAUCCUUGAAAGAGAAAGGUACACUCCAGACGCUCCAUUGGGGUGGUCUGAGGAGGAGACAACUACUAAACUGAACCUGGAGGACGUAGCAUCGUGGAGCGCCUCCACAGAAGUGGAAGACGAGAACCAUGCUUGGUUCCGCAGAAGGAGAUCUGCAGAGUCAAGGGUGGAUGCUGCGGAAGAUGUGAAAGAUGCUGCUGAUGACUUGGAAGCAGCAGAAUCUGUGGUAUUCAUGCCGGCGCAUCUGAGACACAGCAAGAAGAUGGCUCAUGAAGAGUGUCGGCGUCGGCGCAACAUUUACGCUGCCCAAAGAAGACACCAUUCUGCGCCAGUUAGGAAUCAUUGUAACAGUUACUGCUGCUAUCCUGUAGCCUUGGUGUAGUACUCAAAUAUUGUAAAUUUUAUCUGCCUUCUUGGAUGUCAUAUAUUACUAGAUUAGUUGUAUAACAGAGGAAGUCAACAAAAUAUUUCUUACAGAAAUGUAAAUGUAUAAAAUUUAGUUUUUAGGAGUUUGUGUGACUUUUUUACCUGCUGAAAUACUUUCCAGUUAGUUGAAUAUUGUGUAAGAUGAAGGUAAGGUAGGGGUUGGUUGAGCUUCCUCAUACAACCCCUAAACGUUGCGAAUUUAAAAAGCAAAAAUCUUAACUAAACAUAAUAUCAUUUAGUUUAUUUAUGUGAAUAUCUAACAUAUUGUAUUAUUUGAUUAUUAUAGUCACAAAGUUAAUAUGUUUGAUUUAUCAUUGUACCUGUUUUGUAAAUAAAUAAAAAUCUUAUAAAUUAUUAUUA
Messenger RNA from Macrosteles quadrilineatus (aster leafhopper), 951 nucleotides. RefSeq lists its product as uncharacterized. Bases 89 to 547 code for a protein of 152 amino acids. The record is from RefSeq and is a predicted model, not a curated record. NCBI's taxonomy places the organism in Eukaryota, Metazoa, Arthropoda, Insecta, Hemiptera, Cicadellidae. The transcript has 3 exons.